Molecule: messenger RNA, 2696 nt
Organism: Etheostoma spectabile (orangethroat darter)
Lineage: Eukaryota; Metazoa; Chordata; Actinopteri; Perciformes; Percidae
Gene: tmem266
Product: transmembrane protein 266
Exons: 11
Coding region: 726-2363 (545 amino acids)
Cellular component (GO): dendrite; plasma membrane
Molecular function (GO): voltage-gated channel activity
Source: RefSeq, a predicted model, not a curated record
GUUAUCGCGAGGAACUCUGAAGCUCAAGAGGUGUAGUGAAGCGAGUGUUUUUCUACGUCGACGCUUCCAGAGUGGCAUUGAAACAGGGACGUCUACAGCUUUUCGUGGUUUAAUAGGACUAUAGACUACAUAUGUGGUUCAUUUGAUUUUACUGUUUGUGUGUACAUCUGGUCCCGUUUCCUCUGCGUUGACGGCGCUGCUCGUCAAACAUCUGUAUCCGCUGGAAUCCUGUAAUCAGCACCUGGACAGCUCCCUGUCGUGAACCUAUUCUUCUUAUUAUUACCGGGCACAUGGAGUCCCUGGUGUGAUUGUGUGGGGAAGCCCUGGAAGCACAUUAUGCCUCCCUCCGAGGUUUCGUUAUCUUCCUGAUUCAAUGACAGCCCUGGUCGUGUCCGCUGAAGGAUGCUGCUUUCAGACCGGAGUAGGUGUUUUCGUCGGGCGCUGUCUUCUGAGAGGCGAUACGGGUGCUUGGUCAACGUAAAUUUAAGAGGAAUCGCAACCUACAUACAGCAAGAUCCGAGCUUCCCUCACAUUUUUCAUCAUCAUCAUCCUCAUCAUCGCCGAGAAGGGAGAUAUUAGGCUACCAUCAACACUGCGAGGGCAAAGGAGUCACGACCACAUUUCACACAAUGUAGAAAACACAAGAGGUGUGGUAGAAGCCAGGUCUUUGCAGUGGUGAAAUCACAUUUCACACUCAGGUUCAUUUGCAGCAACAAGACCUCAACAUGAGCAACCCACAUGCUCCUCCUAAGGCUGGAGCCUCAGAGCUAGAGGUAAUCUCCCAGCAGGUGGAGGAGGACAACCAGUGCGUUGCCCCUGUCCAGCUGGUCAGCUUCGCCUACAGAGACUUGCCUUUGGCCGCCCUGGACGUAUCCCUCGCUGGAUCCCAGCUUAUCUCGAACCCGGACGAAGAGGACAACAGAGAGGGGUCAAACUGGCUGAAGCCAUGCUGUGGGCGAAGAGCAGCUCUGUGGCAGGUCUGUCUGCUGUCGGCGGGCUUCAACUGUUUCCUGGUGGCCUGUGUGAUUCUGGUGGUUGUGCUGCUGACGCUGGAGCUGCUCAUAGACACCAAGCUGUUACAGUUUAAUAAUGCAUUCCAGUUCGCCAGCAUCAUCCACUGGAUCAGCCUGGCAAUUCUCUCUGUGUUCUUCACUGAGACGGUGUUCAGGAUCGUGGUGUUGGGGAUAUGGGAUUACAUAGAGAACAAAGUAGAGGUGUUUGAUGGAGCUGUCAUCGUCCUUUCUCUGGCCCCCAUGGUGGCCUCCACAGUGGCCAACGGCCCCAGCAGCCCCUGGGACGCUAUCGGUCUCAUCAUCACACUGCGCAUCUGGAGGGUCAAGAGGAUCAUUGAUGCCUUUGUGUUGCAAGUGAAGGUGGAGAUGGAGCUCGAGAUCCAGCAGUAUGAGAAGGCCAAGGCGGUGAGGGAGGAACAACUUGACCGUCUCACCCAGAUCUGCCAGGAACAGGCAUUUGAAAUCCGGCAGCUGAGGGCCCACCUGGCCCAGCAGGACUUGGAUCUGGUAGCAGAGCGUGAUGCAGCCAUGCAGAUCCACCACAUGUGGGGUAAACAGAGCAGCAGUUUCCAGGAGGUGGACGGACUCGCCCCAGGGGCCUCAGAGCAUCACGGGCCAGCUAAAGCUAGAGAGCCCGGGGGACCUGCAGAUCACCAUGGUCAAGACGACAUGAACAACUACAUCAGCCAGUACUACAGUGAGCCAAGCAGCGAUAUGGGGAUCCCAGACCCUGCACGUGUCAUCACCACAGCAGCCAUAGACGUGCACCUGCCGAACAACCUCAGCCAGCUUCCUCCCUCUCUGGUGAGUGCAGACGCAGUGCCAUCCAGUCGCUUGCAGCGCACGGGCAGCUCGGUUAGCGAAGCCUCCACCACCACAGUGUCCCACAGCAGCUUCAGCGCCCGCCAGCACAGCAUCAGCAGCCACACGCUGGGCUCCACCACAGAUUGUAGCUCCACGGUGCGCGAGGCCUCCACUUCCACCGAUUACAGUGACCAACGCUGCUACCCUCCACCUUACAGCAGCCCUCUAGCCCUGGGCACUCAGCCGCGAGGGAGCCCCAGCGCCAUGAUGCAGGAGCUGCUAUCCUCUCUAACCGAGAACUCCUGUCUCACCCAGAAGGGCCUGGACCCUGUCAACCUUAAACCACCUAGCCUGACAGGUUCCACCAAAACCAGCCCUGAGAUGGAGCAUAGGGUCAACAUCUACAACAAGAGGAACCAGGAGAGCAGAGUGGGGCUGCACUCCAAGCCUCUCAUCCAUCUGCAAGGCAACGAGCCUCUUCUAGAGGAGAAGUAUAGGAUGAUGGAGUCAGUAGACGCCCCUGUCAACCGUCUGUCAGAGACAUAAGACUCUGCCUGACAUGUGGAACUUCACUGGACUUGCUCUUCAGAUCAACUGCAAAAAUUUAUACUUGACUAAACCCAUGUGUAGUUGGGAGUCACUGGCAUUAAACAGUAUGUUUGUCAUCCUUUUUGUACUGUAGGGACGGAGAGGAUGAACUUGCCAGAGCAGCACAAACUGAGGUGAUCAAAGAGUGGAGGAGGCAGAUUUGUUAUCAGGCACCACUUAUCAGGAAUUCACAAUUCACCCAUAAAAACACUUUUGGAGUUUUAAUGAAAAACAAUACCAAAAGAAACCAGCACCUGGGCUUAAGCCCAACAUUUUCAACUGGUCUGGGCA